AGUGCGCUAGAGAUGGGGAGCAAGGCACAAUCGUUGUGUCGAUAAGCAUUAAUCGAUAUUUUUGCUUAUCAACAUUCCAAAUAAGCCCUGUUAUAGGAAAAAAGUUGUGCCACAACAAAUAAAAAUGCUGGAGAUUGCUGCACAACUUCUUGCCGUUGGUCUGUUGUGGGGAGUUACCAAUCCGUUUAUCCGCCUUGGGAGUCAGGGAAUCGAGUCGGUCAAGGACACAGGCUCCAAGUGGAGGAACUUCGUCCAGGAAGCCCGCACAAUCGGUUCCCGGUGGAGAUACUGGAUACCUUUUGGUCUCAAUCAGUGCGGGAGUGCUCUCUACGUGUGGACCCUCCAGAGUGCCAGCAUUACGGUGGCGGUGCCAGUGGCCAAUUCCCUGAGUUUUGCAUUCACAGCAAUAACAGGCUAUGCGCUAGGAGAAAAACUGCCUGGGAGGACUUCUUCUCCCCAGAGGUCAUCCUGGGCACCCUACUCAUCUGUUGUGGCAGCAUCCUCAUGAUCUACGACAAGAUCCUGCAAGAACAGACGCAACAACAACUAAAUAUAGCAUUCCAAUGAUCUUACCCUAAA
This is a messenger RNA of Drosophila biarmipes, 579 nucleotides long. RefSeq names its product transmembrane protein 234 homolog. The record is from RefSeq and is a predicted model, not a curated record. NCBI's taxonomy places the organism in Eukaryota, Metazoa, Arthropoda, Insecta, Diptera, Drosophilidae. The transcript has 4 exons. The coding region runs from base 125 to 508 and encodes 127 amino acids.